UCUCUCUCCUUCUGCACAUCACCGCCUCUCCUGCACCAUGGCCUUCUCCGGCAGGUAUGAGAUUGAGAGCCAGGAGAACUACGACGAAUUCCUCAAGCUCAUUGGCAUUCCCGAUGAUGUCAUCGAGAAGGGCCGCAACUUCAAGAUCAUAACUGAGGUAGUGCAGAACGGCAACGAGUUCACCUGGUCCCAGAUCUACCCCACCACGUCCAUGACCAACAAGUUUGUCAUCGACAAGGAGUGCGACAUGGAGACCAUGGCAGGAAAGAAGUUCAAGGCCACCGUCACCAUGGAGAACGGUAAGCUGACAGUACGCUUCCCUAACUACCAUCACACGGCGGAGGUCUGCGGGGACAAGCUGAUAGAGUGCUCCACAGCCAGCGGUGUGAAAGGCACCGUGACACUGAAGAGAACCAGUAAGAGGAUUUAACAGAAUCACCAUGACCCCUUGCUUGCAACCCCUGAGAUCUACCACUGAAAGGGAAAAUAAAUGUGUUGUUACUG
Molecule: messenger RNA, 504 nt
Organism: Megalops cyprinoides (Indo-Pacific tarpon)
Lineage: Eukaryota; Metazoa; Chordata; Actinopteri; Elopiformes; Megalopidae
Product: gastrotropin-like
Exons: 4
Coding region: 38-430 (130 amino acids)
Biological process (GO): fatty acid transport
Cellular component (GO): cytosol; nucleus
Molecular function (GO): fatty acid binding
Source: RefSeq, a predicted model, not a curated record